UCAGCAAUCCGUGUUUCUGCUCUCUGCAGCAACGCCUGUUCUUUCUUAGCUGCAUGCUUCUCGUGCGCUGCAGCCUCAUCCAGCAUCAGUCUAAUAUCUCUGUUAUCUGGCCAAAAUGGCACUUCACGUCCCCAAAGCUCCGGGAUUUGCUCAGAUGUUAAAGGAUGGUGCGAAGCACUAUUCGGGUCUUGAGGAGGCUGUUUUCAGGAACAUCCAGGCAUGCAAAGAACUGGCACAUACCACAAGAACUGCAUAUGGACCAAAUGGUAUGAACAAAAUGGUCAUCAACCACUUGGAGAAACUCUUUGUCACAAAUGAUGCUGCCACCAUUCUCAGAGAGCUGGAGGUUCAGCACCCGGCAGCCAAAAUGAUCGUGAUGGCAUCCCACAUGCAAGAGCAGGAAGUAGGCGAUGGCACAAACUUUGUGCUUGUGUUUGCUGGUGCUCUGCUGGAGCUUGCAGAGGAGCUGCUGAGAAUGGGCCUGUCUGUUUCAGAGUUGAUUGAGGGCUAUGAGAUGGCAUGUAAGAAAGCUCUAGAGAUUCUCCCCGAUUGCGUCUGUUCGUCUGCGAAGAACCUGCAUGAUCUGGAUGAGGCCACAGCCAUGAUCCGCUCAGCCGUCAUGAGCAAACAGUACGGCAAUGAGGACUUCCUGGCCAACCUUAUCGCACAGGCCUGUGUCUCUAUCUUCCCCGAGUCUGGAAAUUUCAAUGUCGAUAAUGUCAGAGUGUGCAAAAUUUUGGGCUGUGGACUGAACUCUUCUAUGAUGCUUCAUGGGAUGGUAUUUAAGAAAGAGACUGAAGGAGACAUUACAUCAGUGAAAGACGCAAAGAUAGCAGUGUUCUCCUGUCCGUUUGACUGCAUGGUUACUGAAACAAAAGGAACAGUACUUAUAAAGAACGCAGAGGAGCUCAUGAAUUUCAGUAAAGGAGAAGAGGACCUGAUGGAGGCCCAGGUGAAGUCUAUCGCUGAUUCAGGGGCCAAUGUGGUUGUGACUGGGGGCAAAGUUGCUGAUAUGGCCCUUCAUUACGCCAACAAGUACAAGCUCAUGUUGGUGAGCUUAAAUAAAGAGGAUGGCACCAUCUCUACUUUAGUAAUUCGUGGGUCCACAGACAACCUGAUGGAUGACAUUGAGCGUGCCAUCGAUGAUGGAGUUAACACCUUUAAAGUCCUUGUCAGGGACGCACGUCUUUGUCCAGGUGCUGGUGCCACUGAUAUUGAGCUGGCGAAACACAUCACCUCCUAUGGAGAAUCUUGCCCAGGCUUGGAGCAGUACGCCAUCAAGAAGUACGCAGAGGCAUUUGAAGUACUGCCUCGUGCUCUGGCAGAAAACUCUGGCAUCAAGGGCAACGAGCUGAUCUCCAAACUCUAUGCCGCCCAUCACGAGGGCAACAAGAACUUUGGCUUUGAUAUUGAGGGAGAGGGGCCUGCAGUGAUUGACAUGAUGGAGGCCGGUAUCCUCGAUCCAUACUUGGUCAAGCACUGGGGCAUCAAAUUGGCCACAAAUGCAGCCAUUACCGUCCUCCGUGUGGAUCAGAUUAUAAUGGCCAAGCCGGCUGGUGGACCCAAAGCUCCUCAAGGAAAGAAGGACUGGGAUGAGGAUGAAUGAUGUCACUAACCUGUGUGUCUCCCUGUCACCGUCUUAACUUUUCAAGUGUUGUGUAUUUAAUAUCUAGCCCCCAUUCUUUUUGUGUUUUUAGAAGCCAUCCACGUUAACAAUGAGUGGCUCUGAGCUGUUAUUCUGAUCCCAAUAAAGGCACUUGAGCUGUCAGCAUCUUUGUCAUUUAUUUUAAAUAAUGCUUGGUGAACAACAAAAUGCAGCGUAAUUGUUACAGUUUGACAUUCUUGAUUGCGUAUUAAACUUGCUUAUUGAACUCGGAA
Messenger RNA from Sinocyclocheilus rhinocerous, 1878 nucleotides. RefSeq names its product T-complex protein 1 subunit theta-like. Lineage: Eukaryota; Metazoa; Chordata; Actinopteri; Cypriniformes; Cyprinidae. The transcript has 14 exons. Bases 116 to 1606 code for a protein of 496 amino acids. The record is from RefSeq and is a predicted model, not a curated record. Gene Ontology annotation, biological process: protein folding. Gene Ontology annotation, molecular function: ATP hydrolysis activity; ATP-dependent protein folding chaperone; ATP binding.